Messenger RNA from Bactrocera neohumeralis, 624 nucleotides. RefSeq lists its product as uncharacterized. The record is from RefSeq and is a predicted model, not a curated record. NCBI's taxonomy places the organism in Eukaryota, Metazoa, Arthropoda, Insecta, Diptera, Tephritidae. The transcript has 3 exons. The coding region runs from base 94 to 216 and encodes 40 amino acids.
AUUGUUUUUGCAACGAGUGUGACUUAUUUUAAGAGGCGUACCUCACAGAAAGUUUGGAAAAUUUCGCGAAGAGAUAUGUAAACAAUUUGAGUGAUGAUGGAAAAUAUUACCGAAAGUUGGACCUACUAUAUGUACGUGCUGCUGACACUGGUUCCAGUCUAUUUGGCAUUUCAAUUAAUUAAGUUUUUCGGCUGGGAAUUGUUUGUCAACAACUGACACAAACUACAUACAACAACAACAACAAUAACAAUAACAAAUAUAAGUGAAAAAAUAAAGUGUAUUCUAGCCGUGCCUAACUGCUGGUGGAAGCUGAUAAAGCACAAAUAAGCUCCAGUCUAACAAAAAAUAAAUGAAUGACUCUAAUAACACCUAAAGGAUAAGACGUACAACUUACGGUGAAUAGAUGAGGAUCGAGUAAUAGCUCACCGUCAACAAUAAAAAUAAUAAAUAUAAAUCAUUUACGGCAUUUAGUGUGUCAAAAGAAAAGAGAAAACAAAAAAGCCGAGCCGAGCAAAAAAAAGAGAGCAAAGUCAAUGUCUUGCGCUCAACCAAAGCAGUGAGUGCAAGAAACGCUUGGCAAGCAGCGUGGCAGAAAGAAAGCGAAGUCUAAACGAAAAAAAACAA